AUGACUUCUGUACAUUCGCCGGGUCCAUCAAUGCAAGUGUACAGCACCGAAGUCACCUCAUUUUCCCUUCCCUACGCUUUUUUGUUCAUUUUCGGAACGGCUGGCAACGUCGCUGUGCUCACUUAUGUUUUCUUUGUGACAAGAUCCUUACGAUCCUCAGUGACUGCUUUGGGAAACACAUUCGUCUACAUGGUCGUUUUGUCGGGAGUCGAUCUUUUGGUCACGAUGUCAAUUCCAUUUCAUUUAUCAGUGAUGGUGCUAGAGAAUUGGAUUUUCGGGCAACUCGCUUGCAAAAUCUACUUUCUUUUGGAGCUUUCGAAUAAGAUCUGUUCCUCUUUCAUCCUAACAGCUCUAGCUUUUGAUCGAUACAUGGCGAUAUGUCAUCCGGAAAUGAAACGGGUUCACCAAAUGCGUCAAACGGCAGCCAUUGUGACUGGGAUGAUCUGUAUCUCGACAAUCCUAAUUGCGCCCGUUGUCUUCUCAGCUUAUGUAAAAGAAUUUCACUCUGACGACAUUUUCACGAGGAUCUUAGAAAAGAAACCAAAAGCUGAGACGAUCACCUAUCCAAUCGUGAAACAAAUGUGCGUUGACGGGUUGAGUAUCACGAUGAAAUUCUGGUUUCUAUGCGCCAUGGUUGUCGUUGCAUUUCUGCUCCCAUGCACUUUACUCACAUAUUUCUACGUGAGAAUCAUUUUGAGGUUGAGGCGACAGAUACGCACAAUGUUACAAUCAAGAAUCCCCAUUAAACGGAUCACGAUUUACACACUGGUUGUCACGUUGUUCUACUUGGCAUGCCAGAUUCCCUACUGGUUACCGCAAAUCUAUUUGAUCUUCGCGAAAAUCUUUCGUCUUUCUCUCAGUCGUGACUUCAUCAAGAUCACCUAUGUGGCCCAUAUGCUUCCCUUCUUGGCAGCGGCGUUCAAUUGGAUUUUCUAUGCCCAACUGAAUAGUCAAUUCAAAAAAGGACUCAUUUUGGUCACCGAGCGAAUGCACAGGAAAAUGACAAGAACGGGUACAAAGCGAGUAGCUGACACGAUGGACGAGUUGUGUAUCGAGAUGAUGUCGAGGAGUGAGGAGGCGCCGAAUUGCGUUUGCCCAAACUGUGAGCACCCGCUGUCGAUCAAGGUUCAAAAGAUCAGCACCUCAGUGAACGGGAAUAACGCAAGCCACGUG
Mesorhabditis belari is the source of this 1173-nucleotide messenger RNA. The record is from the annotation of a GenBank genome assembly. Lineage: Eukaryota; Metazoa; Nematoda; Chromadorea; Rhabditida; Rhabditidae.